Messenger RNA from Coprinopsis cinerea okayama7#130, 2743 nucleotides. RefSeq lists its product as hypothetical. The coding region runs from base 107 to 2743 and encodes 878 amino acids. NCBI's taxonomy places the organism in Eukaryota, Fungi, Basidiomycota, Agaricomycetes, Agaricales, Psathyrellaceae. The record is from RefSeq and is a predicted model, not a curated record. The transcript has 10 exons.
CAUUGAUAUACCUAACCUCAAGAUUUACGCCGUUCCUCACCUCCUCCACCACCCUCAGUCACCUCGACUUCACCUCACGACACUCGAGUCCCUUUGAUAGACUGUCAUGAGCACAACCCCUACCUCAAGCCCCAGGCCGUCCAAAUGGUCUCGAGUGGGUGCUGCAAUGCGUCGUAGCACCACUCUCUUGGUCCCAACCUCGAGACCCACCACUCCAGCCCCCGCCGACCGCGACAGUGACUCCGUUUCGAUCACCAAGCAAAAGGUCGACACAACACCUGCCACCCUCGCCCAACAUCCUUCAUCUUCAGCCGUUCCAAAUAUCCCUUCUCCAGUACCUGAAACUCCUCGCGAGCACCUCCCCAUGGACGCACCACUUGGCCCGUCGCCUCUCGCGAAGGAGGCGUCGACUCGCUCUGAAGCACCGGUCGUCGACGAACCCGAGGCAGUCAGCCCUCAAGGCUAUGUGCCACCUCCCCUCAUCGACUCGAGCACUGGGAAUCCCGGUGCUUUCACCGACGAUGCCGACCUCCUUCCGCAGCCUGAAGUCGCAGUUGACCCAUUCGCCUCAAGUAGCAGGGUCGACCUUUCGUCUGCGUCGAAGAAAUCCGAGGACAAGGACAAAGGUCCUCAAUUCGUCGACGAGCCGGAGAGUUUGAAAGACGAGUCGAUCGAGGAGUCCACGUCGAAGAAGGACGACAAGAAGCCCCAAGUCGACGAACCCAAACCGUUCUUCGACAAGCCUUUCGUCUCCGGCGUCGACGAAGACUCGCAUCGCGAUUUUGCAGCUGCGGUUGAAGAGAACACCGUCCUUUCACCUCCAGGCGAUCCUGCACCUUUCACUCCGAAGUUCGUUCCUCAAGUUCUCGUUCCCCAAGCUCCCACCAACGCAUCGACGGAUUCGUUCUCACCUAUGCUACCCUCUCACCACGAACAUGACGAAGCCACCGCCCCUGUCACCUCGUCUCCAGCUCCUAUCUUCACCAUGCCGUCUCAUGAUUACGUUUUCGGUCACGACGUCUGGGGAGGGAAGCAGCCUGAAGUUCCUCGUUCGAUGCCUGAACCUUCAGGUACCAACGGGAACGCGGAUGUUCGGGAUCGAAGUCAACCUUUCUCUACUCAGCCGCAGCACUCGCCGAAUACGCAGCAACCUCCCGUCUUUACGACUCAAGAAGACGUUAAGCCGAACGUCUCUAUGCCCCUCCCAUCCUUUAAUGAUGUGAUUCCUCCCAAACGCGUUCAACAAGAGCCUUCCACGUCGAGCUUCAUCUACGAUCGUGCUCCCGUCGAUACCGAUGAAACUCGGCCUCUGCUCGGCGUUGGCUCCUCUAGGGGUCCCACCUACAUGCAAGGCGAUUCAUCGAACAUCCUUGACGUCUCGCCUCUCGCCUCCACCAAUGGCAACGCCGCUCCCUGGGUUCCCAGCGUCCCUGGAUCCGUCCCUGCUCCUCGACUUCACGAGCUCGGGUGGCUCGAAUACCAUCUCCCGGACGGGACCUUCUACUACGUCCAUCCCACGCGCAAGAUCAUUACCGACCUUAACCUUCGACUCGACAAGGUCCUUACCGACGUUACGAACUUCUUGGAGAAUGGAUCCGGUAGUGGGUUUGGCGCUAUCCCCAGGAUUACUGGUAAAGACGUUGCGACGCCCGGAAUGGAGAUUUGGUUGAGGGACGUUGGGAACAAGAAGGGGUUCAUCCCUGUCAAGUGUUACGUGGAUCACCAUGCGAGGACGGUUACUGUGGACCGUAUCGUCGACGGAGGACGAGGAAAGAAGGUCGUCGAUGAAGACCAACUCGAUAUGGAGUUCCGGUAUUGGUCGUUUAUGGAGGCUCACCCCGCCCACACCACUCUCCCUGCUAAAGCGAAAGCCGAGGCUAUGGACGUUUUGACCUGGGCUUGGACUGAUCGUCUCCUACCCUCCCAUCGCUCCGUUCCAGCUCCCUUCGGGCAAGAGGAGUGUCAAGAGCUCAUGAACCUCCUUCGAGGCUACAACCCAGACAACCACGAUGAUCACGGUAUUCAGAACCGAAUCGUCUCUCGCAUCCUUCUCCGUGUUGCUGUUUGGCGCCAGAAGUACUUCCGACCCAACAAGCCACUUCCCAAGGACGUAUCCAGUAACCAACUCCAUCUCCCGGCGCCACGAAGAGGGUUCCCCCGCGCAUUCUUCGACCUCGUCAUCUCGAUCAUUUGUCUCGGCCUUCCGUAUCUCUUUAUCGACCGCUCUCGUAUUGGUGGACGAUCAGACGAGGAACAUGGCACGCUCGGCAGCCCUAUGCGAAGCCAUGGUGCCAUCCUCAUCAUGGGAGGCUGCGCUUGCCUCAUGGCUGCCAUCGUCCUUAGUGCCUCGGUUACUUUCCUCGCGCUACCUGGCUUGGAGAGUAUCUCUCGUACUGCCGCCCUCGUCGCCAUUUUGUUUUCGUCAUUCUCGAUGGCCUCGACGCUCGUCGCUGUCUUCAAGGCCAAGUCCGACGUCGAACGGGCGGUCGGUGUUAUUGGUCUCGAGGGUGUCACCAACAUCUCGAAGCGUGCAUUCGUCCUCUCGCUCCCUCUCGUCUUCCUCGCGUACUCGAUCAUCAGCUUCAUCGUCGGCAUUACCGUCUACUCCCUUCGCGGUGGCUCGCUCUUCAAUCCCAACGUUGAAAUUCGGCCUUUCGAAGACUACACGAAAUGGACGGUUAUGGGAUUGGUUGGGGCAUUCGGCGGCAUCUUGGCCACCUCGUAUUUCCUCGCUCGUCGCUGA